ACAUAAGUUUGACGAGAAUGGCUAAAAGUAAAUUUGAAUAUGUAAAAGAAUUUGAACGUGACGAUUGUUGUUUGCCAAAUUGUUGGAUUGUGGUUAGAAUAGAUGGAAGAAAUUUUUCGAAGUUUUGCGAUGCGCAUCAAUUCACUAAACCGAACGAUGUAGCUGCAUUGCAAUUAAUGAAUCGCGCGGCUAUUACAGUUAUGGAAGAUUUCAAAGAAAUUAUUCUAGGUUUUGGUCAAAGCGAUGAAUAUUCUUUCGUCUUUCGAAAAGACACUCAACUUUAUAAAAGGAGAGCUUCAAAGUUAAUGUCAAAUGUAAAUUCUUUAUUUGCAUCAUCUUAUGUUUACCAUUGGCCUCGUUUCUUCCAAGGCAAAGAGCUGUAUUAUCCACCUUCCUUUGAUGCUCGUGUUGUAUUAUAUCCAACAGAUAAAAAUUUAAGGGAUUAUUUAGCAUGGCGGCAAGCAGAUGUCCAUGUAAACAAUUUAUAUAAUACUUGUUUUUGGAAUCUUAUAUUGAAUGGGAAACUGACUCCAUCUCAGGCAGAAGAAAAGCUUAGGGGUACAUUGGCAUCUCAUAAAAACGAAUUACUUUUUCAAGAAUUUGGUAUAAAUUAUAACAAUGAACCUGCACUUUUUCGAAAAGGCACUACACUUAUAAGAAAAUUAGUAUCUGAUGGAACAGGCAGGUUAAAACCAGCAGUAGUUCCAAUGGUAGAUGAUAUCAUUGCAGACCGUUUUUGGAAAGAAAAUCCAGAAGUAAUUGGAUUAAAAAGUUUAGCAACUUAUCAACCUCUAAAUCUAGUUAAUAAUGUUACUGCAAAUCCAAUGAGAACAACAAAACCACCAUCACCAACUGCUAACUUAAAACAUAUUAAUAAUACGCCACCAGCUCCAGUUGCUAAUGUGAAUUCUAUGAAUGAAGAAGUACAUCCAGCAAGGAGUCGAGAAUCAGAUGGAGAAAGAAUGCAGUGUGAAAAUGAACGAAUUUGUAGAAGAUAA
Messenger RNA from Habropoda laboriosa, 998 nucleotides. It is a transcript of the gene THG, whose product is annotated as probable tRNA(His) guanylyltransferase. Bases 18 to 998 code for a protein of 326 amino acids. Gene Ontology annotation, molecular function: tRNA guanylyltransferase activity; magnesium ion binding. NCBI's taxonomy places the organism in Eukaryota, Metazoa, Arthropoda, Insecta, Hymenoptera, Apidae. The record is from RefSeq and is a predicted model, not a curated record. Gene Ontology annotation, biological process: tRNA modification. The transcript is spliced from 3 exons.